Molecule: messenger RNA, 701 nt
Organism: Aspergillus pseudonomiae
Lineage: Eukaryota; Fungi; Ascomycota; Eurotiomycetes; Eurotiales; Aspergillaceae
Exons: 3
Coding region: 81-560 (159 amino acids)
Molecular function (GO): acetyltransferase activity
Source: RefSeq, a predicted model, not a curated record
UUUCUACUUAUCUCAGCCCCUGCUCUUUUAUUCUUAACAUUUGGGAAUAUCAUUGUUGGAUUUCAGUAUAGAUAGACAGAAUGGCAGCUACACAGAAACGCCCAGAGAUUAUUGAGCUGGCACGUGGGUUAAACGGGGUCCCCAUGUGCGAGGAAUAUGAAUGUAUGAUUUCUGGAAUGAUGUAUAACCCCAACAUACCAAAGCUCUUAGAAGCUCGCCACCGCUGCCGCGGCCUAACAGACGACUACAACAACCUGGACACCAAGACAGUCCCCUACGACCAGAUCGCAGACAAGCGCAUGGAGCGACUACGGGCGCUCGUCGGCCGCGUAGGAGACGGGACUUUCAUCGAGCCGCCCUUCAGACCCGACUACGGGUCCAACCUCAUCAUCGGAAGCGAUUGCUUCGUCAACUGGAAUGCUAGACACCAGUCUCGUCGUCAUCGGCGACCGGGUGCAAAUCGGCACGAAUGUCAGCAUCAUCACUGCCGGCCACGACACCAGUGUGCUUUCGCGCCGGAAGUUUGUCGAAUUCGGGCAUCCGAUUUUCAUCGAGGAUGAUUGCUGGAUUGGGGCUAAUGUAGUCAUUCUGCCGGGUGUGCGCAUUGGGAAGGGGUCCACCAUUGGUGCUGGGUCGAUUGUGACUAAGGAUAUUCCGCCUUAUUCUGUGGGAGUUGGCAUUCCUUGCCGGGUGAAGAAGAC